UUCCCACCUUCAUUAAAACCAAAGACAGAUUCCAAUGCACAAUAUGUAAAGUGUGUCAAGCCGAAGCUAUCAGCCUAUCACAUUAGCUAUGAAUCCAUGACCCUUCCACAACAUAUAUAGCCUCUCCUCAUCAAGUUAUUGAACCUCCAUUAAUUCACCUAAAUUAUUUUUCUCUGAAAAAAAAAAUGUGGGAGGUGCUGAUGACAGUUUUAAAACUCCCCCCAACCCCCACUCAUGCACGAUUGAAAGUUUUCUGCCAACCUCUCCAUUGAUAUCCAUUCAUUCAUAACGAGUGACUGCAACUUGAAUUGAAUUCUUUACUUCUCAUUUCUUUCCCACAACUUAAAAUAUAGGAAAAUUCUCCCAUCAACUACACCAUCUACCUCUUAAUGAACCCACCAAUCUUUUUCUUUACCAAUUUCUUUUUUUCUUUUAUUUAAAUAUCCACACCAAUCAAGCUUGAAAAAUCCAAACCAACUCAAUCGAUCUAAUUUCAUUAAUUUUUGCAUAUGGGUGCACUGGGUUUGGGGAUUGCCUUUGCACUUCUGGUGUUGCUACCAAGUUUAGAACACCAAGUGCACGGGAAGCAAAGCAAUUACGAGUUGAAGAAGUGUGAUAUUUACCAAGGAAGAUGGGUUUACGAUGCUUCUUACCCUCUUUAUGAUUCAAGUCUCUGCAGCUUCAUAGAGAAUGCCUUCGCUUGCCAGAAGAAUGGUCGAGCCGACGAACUCUAUCUCAAAUAUAAAUGGCAACCCUUUGCAUGCAAGUUACCUAGGUUUGAUGCGGAAGAUUUCUUGGAGAGAUUUAGAGAUAAACGCAUCAUGUUUGUUGGAGACUCAUUAAGUUUGAAUCAAUGGCAAUCAUUCACAUGUAUGCUACAUGCAGCCUCGCCUGAAUCUGAGUAUAACUUUGAGAGAAUAGGAUCAACCUCUACAUUCACAUUCCAGAGUCACAAUGUUUCUUUGAUGCUUCAACGCAAUGCCUUUCUUGUUGACAUGGAACACAAUAAAUAUGGGAGGGUUUUGAAGCUCAACUCGAUCGACCACGAGGAUGGCUUAGCCUGGAAGGAAUUUGAUGUAUUGAUCUUCAACACAUGGCACUGGUGGCUCCAUACGGGAAGAAAACAACCGUGGGAAUUUAUUCAAGAUGGAAACACUUUACGUCAAGACAUGGAUCGCUUUGUUGCCUAUGAGAAAGCCUUAAGAACUUGGGCUCGGUGGGUGGACAAAAAUGUUGAUCCUACUAAAACCAAAGUCUUCUUCCAGAGCAUUUCACCGACUCAUUGGAACGCAAGUUUUUGGGGAAACCCAGAAGGAAGGAACUGCACAGCAGAAACAAGGCCACUGGCAGAGCAACCAUACCCAAGAAGUCCACACCCAGCACAAGUGAUUGUGGAGAGAGUUUUGAGAGGCAUGUCAAAGCCAGUCAACUUGCUUAAUGUGACAGCUCUGUCACGGCUAAGAAAAGACGGUCACCCUUCUAUAUAUGGCAAUGAAGGCCACCGUGGCAUGGAUUGUAGCCACUGGUGUCUUCCUGGAGUUCCUGACACUUGGAACCUGCUCCUAUACACUGAGCUCAUUCGAAACUGAAAUAUUAUUUCAUUACUUUGGGAAUAAUUAUAAGCUGUUUUUGCCUAAUAAACAAAAAAUAUCAUGUCAAAUAUUUGGUUAUUGUUACGAUGAAUAUAUAGUCUUUCUUUUAUUUCAGUUUUAUUGCUUUGGAUUU
This is a messenger RNA of Prunus persica (peach), 1725 nucleotides long. RefSeq names its product protein trichome birefringence-like 43. The record is from RefSeq and is a predicted model, not a curated record. Gene Ontology annotation, molecular function: O-acetyltransferase activity. The transcript is spliced from 5 exons. Bases 510 to 1589 code for a protein of 359 amino acids. Lineage: Eukaryota; Viridiplantae; Streptophyta; Magnoliopsida; Rosales; Rosaceae. Gene Ontology annotation, cellular component: Golgi apparatus.